Closterium sp. Naga37s-1 is the source of this 231-nucleotide messenger RNA. NCBI's taxonomy places the organism in Eukaryota, Viridiplantae, Streptophyta, Zygnematophyceae, Desmidiales, Closteriaceae. The record is from the annotation of a GenBank genome assembly.
AUGAGAAGGAGGAGGAGAGAGGAGGAGGAGAGGAGGAGGAGGAGGAGGAGGAGGAGGAGGAGGAGGAGGAGGAGGAGGAUGAGGGAGGAGGAUGAGGAGGAGGAGGAGGAGGAGGAGGAUAGGAGGAGGAGGAGGAGGAGGAGGAGGAGGAGGAGGAGGAGAGGAGGAGGAGGAGAGGAGGAGGAGGAGGAGGAGGAGGAGGAGGAGGAGGAGGAGGCAGGAGGAGGAUGA